AAGGCAUUUAGCAUCGCGACCGCGGUGGUAGUAGCGACCGGUAUGGCAGGGAUUGUCGGUGUAAAAACAUACCUUGGUGUGCGCGAUACGCAAGAGUUCGCCAUGCUCAUGCGACAAAUAGUUCUGACCAAAAUGCCCAUCCUCGCCUCCCGAAUACACCGCCCUACGGAACCCGACAUACUUCUCCCGACAGUCCCAUUCACCGCAUCGACGCCUCCAUCUCCGGCUGGUUCCAUUGAGGCGUGGUCAUGGUCAGCAGCCCAGGAGCGUCUUUUCCAAGCAUACGAGAAGGGUGGAUUCCAGGGCUGGGCUGAGGCUGCUCUCCAAGAGCUUGAGGCCGAGGCUGAGAUCGAAAGGAGAAAGAGGGGUUUAGACCGGUAA
Messenger RNA from Heterobasidion irregulare TC 32-1, 381 nucleotides. RefSeq lists its product as uncharacterized. NCBI's taxonomy places the organism in Eukaryota, Fungi, Basidiomycota, Agaricomycetes, Russulales, Bondarzewiaceae. The record is from RefSeq and is a predicted model, not a curated record. The transcript has 3 exons. The annotation marks the transcript as partial.